Molecule: messenger RNA, 2490 nt
Organism: Polistes canadensis
Lineage: Eukaryota; Metazoa; Arthropoda; Insecta; Hymenoptera; Vespidae
Gene: bmm
Product: patatin-like phospholipase domain-containing protein 3
Exons: 12
Coding region: 299-2050 (583 amino acids)
Biological process (GO): lipid homeostasis; triglyceride catabolic process
Cellular component (GO): lipid droplet; cytoplasm; membrane
Molecular function (GO): triacylglycerol lipase activity
Source: RefSeq, a predicted model, not a curated record
CGAAGAUAUAAGCUUCAUGUAAAAGAUAAUCAGUCAGUGUUUCAUGAGAACAGUUGUAGUUCGUACGUUUUUAAGAAGAUCUUUGUAAUUUUCAGAUUAUUACCAUUAUUAGACGAAUAGAUAAAAUUUGUACUUUUUCAAAUAGUGAAUUAUUCUUAAGUGUUGUAUAUACAUAAUUUUAAAAUAUUGAGAAAGAAAAAGAAACGCAGUGCCUUAUAUUAGCAACAUUGUCUUCCUUAUUCUUAUUAUUGUUAUAAUAAUUAGUUAAUGAAAGGAAAUUCUAAAUAAAUUAGACAAAAUGAAUUUAUCUUUCGCUGGUUGUGGUUUCCUUAGUAUUUACCAUGUUGGCGUAGUUGUAUGCUUUAAAAAAUAUGCACCGCAUUUGUUGAUGGACAAAAUUAGUGGAGCAUCAGCUGGUGCUAUCGCUGCCUGUUGUCUUCUUUGUGACUUACCCCUCGGUGAAAUUACAAGUAAUGUGUUGCGUGUAGCACGAGAAGCCAGAGAGCAUACACUUGGUCCAUUUAGCCCAUCGUUUAAUGUACACGAAAUAUUAUUGGAAAGUUUACAAAAAUUCCUACCAGAAGAUGCACACAUUCGUGUAAAUGGGAAAUUACAUAUUUCUUUGACCAGAGUGUACGAUGGGAAAAAUGUGAUUGUUUCACAUUAUAAUUCAAGAGAAGAGUUACUUCAGGCUCUAUUGGCUUCCUCGUUUAUACCGUUUUUUUCCGGUAUAUUACCACCACGGUUUCGUGGUAUCAGAUACAUAGAUGGUGGUUUCAGUGAUAAUCUUCCAACCCUCGAUGAAAAUACAGUCACAGUUAGUCCAUUUUGCGGAGAAAGCGAUAUUUGUCCUAGGGAUACGUCGUCUCAAUUGUUUCACGUAAUGGUGGCAAAUACAAGUAUAGAACUUUCUAGACAAAAUUUCUACAGAUUUCCCAGAAUACUUUUUCCACCAAAUCCAAAAAUUCUAUCCAAUAUGUGUAAGCAAGGAUUUGAUGACGCUUUAAGAUUUUUACAUAGAAACAAUUUAAUUAAUUGUACUAGGUGCCUUGCCGUACAAUCUACGUUUGUUAUAUCGAAGACGUUAGAUGAGAGUAUUGAAUAUGAUCCUGAAUGUUUAGAAUGUAAAAUACAUAGACAGGAAGCGUUGGUAGCUAAUUUACCAGAAACCGUUUUAACUAUAUUUCAAGAUGCCAUAGAUUCAGCGAAUAAAGGUCUCAUCAAUUGGUUGUUUAAACAUAGAAGUAUAAAAUUGCUCUCUUUGCUUAGCUUGCCUUGUACAUUACCAGCAGAUGUAAUGUAUGCAACAUUUACAAAGCUUAUAUUAAACGUUCCAAAGUUACGAAGUAAUCUUGUUGAAGCAAGUAGAUAUUUCUUGGAACAAUUGAGUUACAUAUUCCCACAAAUCAAUGUUUAUUAUCAACCAACACCUCAGACAAUCAAGUAUCAAUUAGCUAUUACAGAAUAUGAAUCUAAUAUUUAUGAUAAAACACCGGAAAGCAGUGAUGCGUUGCGUAAGACUUCUAAGAAUUUAAAUUUGACGCUAAACGAAUUACAAUCUUUGAAUGAAUAUAAUAAUAAAACUAAUUGUGUUAUCGGAGCAGUGGAUGAUACUUUUGAUAAUAUAGCACAGGUGACUGCGGAUCAAGAUGCUGUAAUAGCUUAUUAUUACAUGGACGAAAAUAAUAAAGUACAGGUAACAGAAAUAUAUGACGUAACCGACACAGACUCGCAUGGAAUAUUAUCCAUCGAUGAAGUGGAGACCAAUACAAAGUUACAAUUUGAUGGAUGGGAUGAGCCUACUUGGUUAUCACAACAUACGUUAAAUGAUGUUACGACAGAAUCUCUUUAUACCGAAGCGAAUCAACAAAGUUUAGAAAAUUUGUCUGAUAUAUCAUUGGAUGACGAUAUCUUGGACAAUCCUAAUAUUUUUUCUGAUCCUGAAAGCGAAUGGGGAGUGGAAAAAAGUAAACAAAAAGAAGAACAAUUGUACAAUCCUCCCGAUAGUAGGCCAGAAGUAGAUCAACCAUCAUUAAGUAUAGAUUAUUAAGUAGAUUAAAAAUAUGAGUAUAUUUUUAAUACAAAUAUUAAAUAUCAAAUUAACAAUAAUUUUACGCAUUUGUCUUAGACGGAUAUUGGAUACUUCUGUAUACUUUUUCUAUUAUUAACGAAACCUUAUUUAGGUUUAUUUCUUUCUUCUUCUUUUUUUUUUUUUAGUUUUUUUAGAGAUAACUUCUUUUUAUUGGAUACAGCAUGCGCGUAUCGAUAGUAUUUCUUUUUUAUUUUUAAUAUUAUUAUUAUUAUUAUUAUUAAUGUAUUUACUAACUAUAAGAUAUAUUAUUAUCAUUAUCGUUAUAAACUUACCGAGCAAGUGUUCAUAGAUCUCACGAGUUGACUGAAAUAUUGGUGGUUAAUAUUUUAUUCUAUUAACGGUUAAAUGAUUAAUCUUUAGUAAUUCAUUUAACAUCUUAAAUACUUACAUAUUUUCAA